UUUCACUUACACCAAGCUUCCUGCGCGCAUACUUUAAUGCCGUCACCCUGCAUUUGAAGUCAACUCACUCAUACUUCAGGACAAAUUCACCAAUAAUAUGCCUACAGAACUUGAGGAGCUCGUGGGGUUCAUUGCCCACCCCAAUCCCCAGAUCCGGCAAGUUGCUGCUGAGAAUUUGGUGCCAUAUUCUACAACAGAUGUGAGCUUGUUCAAGAUUGAAGAAUUCAAGCCGGUCAAGAACCUGAAGAUAUUAGUGCGGGAUCAUCCAAAAAUAGCAGAACAUAUCAUCAAAAUAUUGGUGAACCUGUCUGCAGACCAAGAAAUACUCGAAAACCUAGCAAAAGAUGAAAAGUUCUUAGAAGCUAUUUUUGCAAGGAUAGUGGAUCCAGAGGAGCCAAAUGCAAACCUGAUAGCCAUGCUGCUGGCCAACCUGGCCAAAUCAGACUCCAUCAAAGAUCCCCUCUUGGCCAAGAAACAGCCUGCGUCUGAAACGCUAGGCUCAGACGACCUUGUCAUCAACCAGCUCUUCGACCUCUUCGUCAAGGGCGCCGACGGGUCCUACAACAAGCACGCCAACUACGACUACCUGGCGUACCUGUUUGCGGACCUGUCCAAGCACGCCGACGUGCGCAGGCAUAUGCUGACGGCACAAAAGUACGACGGCGUCGUGCCCAUCACCAAGCUGCGUGUCUUCACCAACGAGGAGACGACCGCGUCCGACGUGCGCCGUCGUGGCGUCGCCAGCACCAUCAAGAACGUCGCCUUCGACGUCGACUCGCACCCGCGCCUGCUCGACGACGGCGAGAUCAAUGUCCUCCCUUACCUCCUGCUGCCCAUCAUGGGUGACGAGGACUACGACGAGGAGGACAUGCUGGAGAUGCUCCCGGACCUGCAGCUCCUGCCACCCGGCAAGAAGCGUGAGCCUGACUCCAACAUCGUCCAGACUCACCUUGAAACCUUAAGCCUGUUGACCACGACGAGGAAAGGGAGGGAUCUGAUGCGUGAGGUCAAAGUCUACCCCAUCAUACGCGAGACCCAUCUGCGCGUGAACGACGAGGAGGUCCGGGAGGCCUGUGACAGGCUGGUACAGGUUCUAAUGCGUGAGGAGGGCGAGGACGCCAGUGAGGAAGACGAAGAUGACAGGAUUGUGGAAAUAGAAUAGCGGAGAGCGACACGAUAUGAAACUAAAUCUGUAUGUUGAAACCUGUGCUGUGAUGAUUUUCAUAUCGAUGUUGUUUCUAUAAUUCAGUCAUCCGCAAGAACAAAACAUGUGGUGAGGAUACCAGCACCUGUCGACAACGCCAGCUUAGAAAUCCAAAUUUAUCUUGUGCAAACGCUGAAACCUGAAGAAGCCAAAAUACCCCACUGUAUAUACAGAUCCUAUCCAAGAAGAAGUAAAAAGAAAAGAAAAAAGCAAAGGAAAAAUAAAGGGUGCAACAGAAAACGCCGAUUCAUG
Molecule: messenger RNA, 1456 nt
Organism: Pyricularia oryzae 70-15
Lineage: Eukaryota; Fungi; Ascomycota; Sordariomycetes; Magnaporthales; Pyriculariaceae
Exons: 4
Coding region: 98-1162 (354 amino acids)
Source: RefSeq, a predicted model, not a curated record